UUCUCUGUAGUUCCAUCAUAUCGAGCAUAUUUGAUGGCUCAUCUCCUGCAGCAAGCUGGUCUCAAUCAGGACGCUACCGACAAUCAGACACAGUCUUUCCUGUUUCAUGUCGAGAAACCCGAAACCAUGGCGGGAUAUGCCACUAGCUGGAGUGAAAGUGAUACGGCAACCUGUGCCAGCACAUCCAGCUGGCCCGCAUUGCCCACAAGUGGUCUGAUGAGACGUUCGAGCUCGCCUGGUCAAGCUCGGGAGAAGUCCUCGUGCGCCAAUCACGCCUUGGACUAUGCAUCGACUCGGGGAAGUUCGCGUUCUCCGGUGUACGAUCCCAGUUGCGAGUGGUCCGUUCGAGCACAGAGCGGUACGCCACGAAAGAGCAUUGUAAACAGGGAACCUGUCGUACUCGAGAGGAGAGCGGCAGAGACUCAGGAGGACGGUGUGGUCAAGAAGAAGACUUCGGCGGAGUUGGCUGCGCUUGAGGCUUACUUGGCUAAGCAACGCGAGCACUUGGCAGCAGCGAUUUGCAAGGAAUGGGCCACUCCCAAUUCCUCUAGUGAACGGCAGGCGCGGCUGAAGGCAGCCUGUCAAGAGCUUGUCAAGCGUAGUUUCCAUGAGGUUUUUUGUGCGCGAGAGGCUGAAGGGAGUAAAGCUACGAUCGGAUGCAUGCGUCGAUCGACUGGUGGCUCGGCGGACUUGUGAUCCGCAACAUCCUUCCGUCCAAAAUGUUUCAAGCUAUGGGUGCGAGAGCAAUCAACCCAGUGAAAAUAUGUUACCAAGUCGAUCUUCGCUCAUCCUUUAAGAAUAUUUUGUGCCGAGUCUUCCGACUGCGGUUUGGUGAGCUCUCGUUCUAAUCCUACUAAGAUCUAGACUUAUCCCAUCUUGUUUUGGUAAGCUGCUGAUUGUUCCCACUUACAUCGGCUCCCUUGAGAACGGCGAGCACCUACGGGUGAGGUCACACUUGAUCAUGUAAGUGGACUUGACUGACUGGAUUCCCGAAGCCACUAUCAAUGAUCACCAGUCAUUUUGCUGAUGGGGUGCUCUCAUACAUUAUCGUCACAUAUUCAUUCUUACCUUCUUCGGUCUUUGAUGGGACUAAUGUUUUGCCAUAACGGCCUCCUGUUGAUGCGAUAAUUGCAUGAUUACUUCCGAUCGGAGAAGCGCUCAGUUCAUCCAGUGAGAGCAGAUAUUCGUCUUCCUGCUACUUCACUAAUUUCCUUGAGUGAUGUCGAUUCAUUUUCGGUCAUCAUCAAAAGAUGGGGCAUGUCCUGGCGUGAACUUUGUCCUAUUACUUAUUGCGCGAUCGCUGAGUAUUCUCGCAAUCAUUUGUUCGAGAGUACCUUCUUAUCCAUUAUGCGAAUGAAAAUAUUAUUCUCAACCAUCUCCUUGAUCAUAUGGUUCAGCUAGGUAUACUCGAGAAAAAAGUAGGGUAAAUCAGCUGUUUGCAUAGGAAGUUUUGAGUUC
This is a messenger RNA of Perkinsus marinus ATCC 50983, 1458 nucleotides long. RefSeq lists its product as hypothetical. Bases 34 to 696 code for a protein of 220 amino acids. Lineage: Eukaryota; Perkinsozoa; Perkinsida; Perkinsidae. The transcript is spliced from 4 exons. The record is from RefSeq and is a predicted model, not a curated record.